Paramecium tetraurelia is the source of this 810-nucleotide messenger RNA. RefSeq lists its product as uncharacterized. The record is from RefSeq and is a predicted model, not a curated record. NCBI's taxonomy places the organism in Eukaryota, Ciliophora, Oligohymenophorea, Peniculida, Parameciidae. The transcript is spliced from 2 exons.
AUGUCAUUCUGUUAAGAACCCAAAGUUGACUGUCAAUACCUGAAAUCUAUUUUAAAAAACCUUGAUAACAGAUUAAAUACAUUAGAGAAUUCUAGUCAGAAUUGUCAAUAGCAAUAUCAUCAAGUUUUGGAUAAAUUUAAUUAGGAAUUAGUCAUCCCUAAACUCAAACUAAAUAAAAUACAAAUUGGAUUUAGCGAAAACAAUAAUGUCCCUUAAAAGAAAGUCUUGGUGACUUUCGGAAACAAAGAGAAUUUCAGAACCGACAAUUGUGACCAUGUAGGAGACAAAAUAGAUUAGACUACUCUUACUAUUAACUAAGUCUCUCUUCAAGAUAAAACUAUAGCAUCUUAAAAUUAGAUGGGAUAAUAAUUGCAAUAGCCAUAAUAACAAGAUUACAAAUCUAACAAUAUUAAUAAAUAAACUAAACUCAAAUUAGUCAAACAGGAUUCCAAUCUGAUCCAACCCAUAUUCUCAAAGAAGACCUCUGAUUAAUAAUCAAUAGGGACUAAAUUUUACACUCGAAAUAAUUCUAUACAAUCGACUCCUGUUAGAUAGAUUGGUUAUCAUUCUUCAUUGGGAACUUCACCAUUAAGAAGAAAGAAUUCUUAAAAAAAUAGUGACUUAUUUAUCAAUUCAUUGUAAAUUGAUGAUAUGAUGCAAGGUCAAAGCAAGUUUCUCAAAUAUUUUCAAUAAAAUUAUGGAUCACUAAAAUAAUCCAAGAAUUAUGAUAAUACAGCGAACAAGACUAGAACUUCUUUCAAAUCUCAAAAUGCGAGAGCCUUGGCUGAUGCCUAGAUUAUACAAAUAUGA